Saccostrea echinata is the source of this 777-nucleotide messenger RNA. RefSeq names its product multiple epidermal growth factor-like domains protein 6. The record is from RefSeq and is a predicted model, not a curated record. Bases 1 to 777 code for a protein of 258 amino acids. The transcript is spliced from 5 exons. Lineage: Eukaryota; Metazoa; Mollusca; Bivalvia; Ostreida; Ostreidae.
AUGGAUGAUGCAUCCAAGCAAUUAGUUGUUCCAUAUGUGACAACAGCAGCUAGCAGUAGUGUUUUUCAAAAUUACUUACCCUCCCGUACAGUUGACGGGGAUACCAGUCAAGACAUUGUCAGUUGCUCACACACCGGUAUUGAUGCCACAAUCAGAGAAGCCUGGUUACGUGUUGAUUUAGGUCAUGUCUACAGCCUGAAUGAUGUCAGGUUCUGGUAUCGCAAUGAUAGAGGAUCAACCGCUCUCAAUACAAUACGUUUACGCGGAUACUCCAUAAAAAUAUCAAAUAGUACUAACUUGUCCCAUGCCCAAACAUGCUAUAGCGACCCCGGAAAUCAAGUUCUGCCUACUGUUCUGACCAAUGACUGCAGAGGGACAUCCCGCUUUGUUUGGUUCUACACAACAAACGUUUUAUAUUCAGGAGACACAGUUCCAAUGCUAGAAAUAUGCGAGGUUCAAAUCUUCGGAUGUCAGACGGGUUUUUAUGGAGAAAACUGUUCACUGACCUGUGACCACUGUAUGAAUCCAUCGUCAUGUGAUAUUGACUCGGGCGAAUGUGACAUUUCGGGCUGUGCUCAUGCUGGACUUCAACCCCCUACCUGCACAACCUGUGCUCCAGGCAUGUUUGGGGGAAACUGUACUGGGAUAUGUAGUGUCCAUUGUCAUCCUCCUGCGUCAUGUGGUUUCAAGGACGGAAAUUGUACAUGUGAACAGGGAUGGAAAGGGUCAAAAUGCGAUACACCUGGUAAGCAGAUAUUUUUAAUCUACGAAACUUGA